AUGUCCAAGACUUCUAUCGUGAUCCUAGGAGCUGGCGGAGCCACGUCCGCGCUCGCCCAGGCGCUGGACAAAGGCCUCGACCCUACCAAACACGAGGUGAUCAUCGUCUCUGCGGCGGACUAUUACCGCAUUCUACCUGCAGCCCUGCGUACCGUUGUCACAGCCGAGGGAAAGCUCGAGGAGCGCAUGGCCGUUCCCUACGACAAUGUCUUCGCCAAAACGUCGAGAUCGACCGAAAAGCUCAAAGGUCGCGUCGCAUCAUUUGUCUUUGGUAAAGUCGUUGGAGUCGAGGAGAAAGAGAAUGGAGAAGGUGGACAAAUCCUUCUCGAGGAUGGCAAGCGCAUUGGGUGGGACUAUCUCGUCGUAGCGACAGGCUCCGACUGGGCUGGCCCGCUCAGGUGGCCUACGAAAAAGGCUGAAUUAGGGCAAUAUCUCGAUGCUUGGAGAGAAAAGUUUGCCUCAGCCAAGAGCGUCGUGUUGGCUGGAGCUGGCGCCGUUGGAUGCGAGUUGGCCGGCGAGAUCAAAGAUUUUUAUCCAAAGACUGAAGUGACGCUCGUUCAGCGGGGUGACCUUGUCCUCAACAACACGUACCCGGAUGCGUUUCGCCAGCGUGUGGCCAACGAAUUAGCUGCAAAGGGUGUCAAAGUUCUCACCGGGGAUACAGUCAAUAAUCUCUCUGAAGGCAUUCUCGAUGGCUCUGAAGGUGUUGUUUCCGGGCGUACAAUCACUACAUCCAAGGGGGUUACGGUUUCCGCGGAAUUGAUCAUUCCUACUGGUGGACGCCUGGGUGUCAACACGUCGUUCAUCUCCUCUUCAACUGCCCCAACCAUUUUCAAGGCUGUGGGCGGCGACGGACACCUCGCCGUCAAGCCAACCCUCCAGCUCACGACAAACCCACGAGUAUUUGCUUGCGGAGAUGUUGUGGCACUCAACGAGCAACACACGCUUAUGAAAUCAGCGGCACACGCCGGAGUCAUUGCCGCCAAUUUGCUCUCCAUCAUUCAGUCCAAAGGGCAGCUCAAGAAUUAUUCAAAGCCAACAGAUAUGAUUCUCAUCACCAAUGGACGCACAAGGGGAUCGGCUUACAUGGGGACGAUUUUCGGAUUCAACAUCAUUUUGGGAAGCUGGUUCUCUGUCAUGGUCAAGUCCAAGGGACUCAUGAUCGGAAUGGCAAGGGGUGGACUCAACCAGCCUUGA
Serendipita indica DSM 11827 is the source of this 1197-nucleotide messenger RNA. Lineage: Eukaryota; Fungi; Basidiomycota; Agaricomycetes; Sebacinales; Serendipitaceae. The record is from the annotation of a GenBank genome assembly.